AAGCCUCCUUUUUCCUCCACAAACCCAAAACUCCACGAAAGUCGCCUCCUUUUCGAUCUCCAAUGGACGCCAUUGAGGCCGCCAAGAAACCUUUUCUUCUCACCCGUUCCCUCAGCUACCACCACACCUUCCACCGCCGCGCCCGAGACUCCUCUAUUCCGUUCUGGAAAACCCUCGCCGACGACAACCCCAACGUUUCCAACUCCAAUCUUGGCGUCGUCAUCUACACCACCUCUCUGCGCAGCAUCCGCCGCACGCACGCUGACUGCUGCGCCGUCCGCGCCAUCUUCCGUGGCCUCCGCGUCGCCGUGGACGAGCGCGACGUCUCCAUUCACGCGGCGUUCCGCCACGAGCUGCAGACGAUGGUUGGAUCCAAGAGCCGGCCGGUGGGUUUGCCUCAAGUAUUUGUGCGUGGGAAACACAUCGGCGGGGCUGAAGAGGUGAGGCAGCUUCACGAGGCUGGUGAGAUGGGGAGGUUGGUUGAAGGGGUUCUAGGUCAGGACCCUGCGUUUGUGUGCGGCGGAUGCGGCGGCGUUAGGUUUGUUCCGUGUGGAAAUUGCAGAGGGAGUAGAAAGGUGUUUGUGGAGGAAGAAGGGAGGAUGCGGCGCUGUGAGGAUUGCAACGAGAAUGGAUUGGUACGGUGCGCUAGCUGCUUUAGCUUUUCUUUCAAUUGAAAAAAAACGGAUUUUUUUGGGGCUAAGAUAUGAAAUUGUUUGCGAUUUGAUUGUGGCUUGUUUCAUUCUUUUUUUUUCUUUUUUUUUUUCUAAUUUGAGGUAUAGUUUUAUGUUAUUGACUAUAAUCUGUAGAUGUGAGGUGAGGCUGGAUUUUACUCUUAUUGAAUUGGGUGUUGAUGUAGAGUUUGUGUAUAAAUUGUAGAAGUAUGACUAGAUCCUGAGUCAUGGCUUUGUAAUUUGUAUGUUUGUGGCUUUUCUGGCUCUAAAUGUGUUGAAAGUUCUCUUAAA
Messenger RNA from Dendrobium catenatum, 962 nucleotides. RefSeq lists its product as uncharacterized. The transcript has a single exon. NCBI's taxonomy places the organism in Eukaryota, Viridiplantae, Streptophyta, Magnoliopsida, Asparagales, Orchidaceae. Bases 63 to 674 code for a protein of 203 amino acids. The record is from RefSeq and is a predicted model, not a curated record.